Messenger RNA from Chenopodium quinoa (quinoa), 1308 nucleotides. RefSeq names its product vesicle-associated membrane protein 721. Gene Ontology annotation, cellular component: membrane. The record is from RefSeq and is a predicted model, not a curated record. The transcript has 5 exons. Gene Ontology annotation, biological process: vesicle-mediated transport. The coding region runs from base 262 to 930 and encodes 222 amino acids. NCBI's taxonomy places the organism in Eukaryota, Viridiplantae, Streptophyta, Magnoliopsida, Caryophyllales, Amaranthaceae.
AUUGCAGAAAAAAUAGAUGCCUUCAAAACUCAAAAAGUCCCUAAAAUCAAAAAAAUCAGGGUUUAAAUUUCCAAUCUCCUCCUCUCUCUCUUACCCUUUCCUUUCUCUCUCUAAAAGUCUCAACCAUCUUCUUCUUCAAUCUCUGCAAAUUUCUUCAUUUCUCUCUCUAACUUCAUCUAAACCGUACUGGGUAUUGCGUUCCUCACUUUCUCUCUCUAAAAACAACAAAGAUCCGUGUUAGAUUGAGGAGAGAGAAAGAAAAUGGGGCAACAAAAUCUGAUCUACAGUUUUGUAGCAAGAGGUACGGUGAUUCUAGCAGAGUACACGGAGUUUACUGGUAAUUUCACAAGCAUCGCAUCUCAAUGUCUCCAGAAACUUCCAGCUACCAACAACAAGUUUACCUACAACUGCGAUGGUCAUACCUUCAACUUCCUCGUCUCCGAUGGCUUCACUUUUUGUGUAGUUGCAGUUGAAUCUGUUGGAAGGCAGAUUCCAAUGGCAUUCUUGGAGCGAGUGAAGGAUGAUUUUAACAAAAGAUAUGGGGGUGGAAAAGCUGCUACUGCUCAAGCAAAAAGCUUGAACAAAGAUUUUGGGCCUAAGCUGAAGGAGCACAUGCAAUACUGUGUUGAUCAUCCAGAGGAGAUGAACAAGCUUGCGAAGGUGCAGGCUCAGAUAUCAGAAGUCAAGGGAGUGAUGAUGGAAAAUAUUGAGAAGGUUCUAGAUCGUGGUGAGAAGAUUGAGCUUCUUGUUGACAAGACAGAAAAUCUCCGUUCACAGGCACAAGAUUUCCGGCAACAAGGAACACAGAUGAGGAGGAAGAUGUGGCUUCAGAACAUGAAGAUCAAGCUUAUCGUGCUGGGUAUCAUCAUUGCGCUGAUCCUUAUCAUAGUGUUGUCAGUUUGUCAUGGCUUCAAUUGUGCAAAGAACUAGUUCACUAGUUCCUUUAUUACGGGGGGAGGGGUUUUUGGGGUGUUUUGGUCGGAAGCUUGGGUGAAAUAUAUUUGCUAUAGUCAGUCUCGAAUACAUCCGUUCCUAAUGUUGAUUUCCAUCUUUAUAAUAGUCCAGACUUUUAACUGUUCUUGGUAGAAUCUCGCAUUUAUUUGCUGGCGCUUUGGAAUGUGAAUGCUUGUAUUCAGUUCCAAACUGUGGUGUGUAUAGGUCUUAUAAGUAUAAAACGAGAAUUUCAUAUCGUGGUAAAUGUAUGCCUAUUUUUGUAUUCAAAGCUGCGGGUGAAGCGCUGGUCUUAUUCAUCUGUUGAUUACGAUUUUGGUUUUAAAAUUCAUAUGGAUGGACUUCUAUUUAUCUCUA